This is a messenger RNA of Quercus lobata, 2483 nucleotides long. Its product is annotated as receptor-like protein 7. The transcript has a single exon. The coding region runs from base 37 to 903 and encodes 288 amino acids. The record is from RefSeq and is a predicted model, not a curated record. Lineage: Eukaryota; Viridiplantae; Streptophyta; Magnoliopsida; Fagales; Fagaceae.
AUAUGAGCAGUGCUACAUAGUUAAUAAAGAAUUGUCAUGGGGUCUUCCUCUCUUUGCAUCAUGUUCAUGCGUGUGCUUUUCUUAGUUUCUCUGUCCCAGCUUAUUGUUCUCACUCAUUCUUCUCCUUCUAUACAGUCACUAUGCCAUGAUGAUGAGAGUUCAGCCUUGCUGCAAUUCAAAAACAGUUUCAGCAUAAAAAGGUCUGAAUCUAGUGACCCAUUGGCUUGUCCCAAGGUUGCAUCUUGGACACUAGAAGGUCAAAACAGUGAUUGUUGCGCAUGGGAUGGUGUUAUCUGUGAUGAGGACACAGGUCACGUGAUUGAACUUGAUCUGAGUAGCUGCAAUCUUUAUGGUUCAAUCAAUUCCAAUAGCAGUCUCUUCCAUCUUGUUCAUCUUCAAAGACUCAACCUCGCCUUCAACAACUUCAACUACUCUCAAAUCCCAUCCCAGGUAGGCAAUCUUUCAAGACUAACAUAUCUCAAUCUCUCUUCUUCCAUGUUAUCUGGUGAAAUCCCUGUUACCCUUAUGAACCUGACAAAGUUGACUUUUCUGGGGCUUUCGUCCAACAAUUUUCAAGGCCCAAUUCCAAGCUCAAUAGUCCACCUUUACAAUCUUGAGGUUCUUGAUGUUUAUAAUAAUAACUUGAAUGGCACCAUGGAACUUUGUAUGUUUCUUAAUAUGAAAAGCCUAGGCAUGUUGGAUCUUUCUCAUAAUGAAUUGUCAUUACUCAUUGAUGAAACAUGUACCAAUGCCACUUUGCCAAAGUUUUAUGGGUUAGAUUUGGCUGCAUGUAACUUGAUUGAAUUUCCAAAUUUCCUAAAAAACCAAGAUGGGCUACAGUGGCUAAGCCUAGCUUACAACAACAUUACUGGCCAUAUACCUGAGUGGAUGUGGCACAAGUAAAGAAAGUUUAAGGGUUAUGGAUCUUUCUUUCAAUUUUCUCACAGGCUUUGAUGGUCAAGUUCCAAUUCCUCUUCCAUGGACUAAUCUAGCCAUUCUAGACCUUAGCUCUAACCAGCUCGAAGGGUCACUUCCUAUUCCACCAUCCUCCACUUUGCGCUAUAAUAUUCCAAACAAUAAGUUGAGUGGAAGAAUUUCACAAUGGAUUUGCAACAUGACUUCUAUUCAGAUGCUUGAUUUGUCUAAUAACAGCUUAAGUGGUUCACUUCCUCAAUGUUUGAACAAGUUUGGUGAUUCUUUAUUAGUGCUUAAUCUACAAAAGAACAAACUUGAGGGAAGCAUUCCACAAACUUGGGCAAAGGGAACCCAAUUGCGAAUGAUAAAUUUUAGUGAAAACAAAUUCCAAAACCGGUUACCAACAUCAUUGGCCAAUUUAAUGAUGCUAGAGGCUAUUGAUCUUGGUGUCAACCAAUUCAAUGAUUCUUUUCCCUAUUGGUUUGGAAAUCUUCCAAAUUUAAUGGUUCUCUGUAUAAGGUCUAACAAAUUCAAUGGUCCAAUAGUCAUUCCUAAUGCUGAGUAUAAGUUUCCCAACUUGCGAGUCCUUGAUCUUUCCAACAAUAGCUUUUCAGGAAAGUUGCCACUAGAAAUAUUUCAGAAUUGGAAGUACAGGGAUUUUGAGAACGAAAGCCCUUUAACUUAUAUUCAUGUGAAGGCAAAUUUUACCAUACCAAAAGGUAGUUGGAAUUAUCAUUUGUCUUAUGAUUACAAUUACUCAAUGGCAAUUACAAACAAAGGCAUGAAUAUGGUAUAUCAAAGGGUCCAAGAGCUCUUUAGAGGUAUUGAUAUGUCAAGCAAUAGGUUUGAAAGAGAGAUCCCAGAAUCAAUUGGUGAUUUAAAGGUGCUUCAUUUGUUCAAUGUUUCCAAUAACUUCCUUAGUAGCAAUAUCCCAUUUUCAUUGGGAAAUCUUGCAGGGUUGGAAUCAUUGGACAUUUCUUUAAACAGACUCUCAGGGGAGAUCCCACAACAGCUAACACAACUUAAUUUCUUGCAAUAUUUCAAUGUCUCUUAUAAUAAUCUUACGGGACACAUACCAAGUGGGCAACAAUUUAAUACAUUUCAAAACAAUUCAUUUGAGGGAAAUUCAGGAUUGUGUGGGAGCCCAUUGACAAAUAAUUGUAAUAAUUUUGAUACUUUGCUGCCUCCAGCCUCAAUCUCAGAGAAUAGUGAAGAUUCAGAUUCUCCAUUUGAAUUUGGUUGGAAAAUAGUUGUGAUUGGGUAUGGAUUUGGUACAGUUGUUGGAGUGAUUAUUGGGCAUGUUGUGAUUGCAAGGAACCCUGAUUGGUUAAGGAAGACAUUUGGAAUGAAGCAACUUGGGAGGAGACAUAGAAAUUGAUUUAAUAAAUUUGGACAAGAGUCUUCCAAAGAUGUAAAUAUGUACUUUAUUUUUAUUUUUUCACUUUUCAACUUUUGGGUAUAUUUUGUGCUGGGAUUGCAUUAUGGCAUUUUAUGUAAAAAGUAAUGGUGACUUCACCGAUUUGGGAAUGUGAAGUAAUAGCACUAGCUUGUAUUCAAAGUUUGUUAUU